UUGUAGUUGUCAAGAGAUCCAUCAGCUCAUCCGUGGAAAUUGGAUCGGUGAAUUGCUAUUUAAGUUUGCCCCGGUUAGCCAAAUUCCUUGUAGUUGUCAAGAGAUCAAUCAGCUCAUCCGUGGAAAUUGGAUCGGUGAAUUGCUAUUUUAAGUCUGCUCCGGUUAACGGUGACACUGUCGCCACUGCCACUCGUCGCUUCGCUCUUCACGCAAAUGGAGACACCUUUGAUUAUCGAAGCUAGUACAAGCGGCGGCGGAGAUGGUCGCCAAAGGCAGAAGCCCAGCCAACCGUACAAGCGAAGGUCCGAUGCCAUAGCCUACGGUUCGCGCUAUCAGAAGGCGGCCGCUCUGGUUGAUCUGGCAGAAGAUGGAAUUGGUUUACCAGAAGAAGUCCUGAACGAUAUCAGAUUUGAUAGAGUAGCGAGGUUCUACUUUAUAUAUAUUCGCUUUAACUUUCUGUGGUCUCUUAAUCUGUUUGCCUUGGUACUACUGAGCUUUCUUGAGAAACCCCUAUGGUGCACUAAUAAUCGUCAGUUUUCUUGUGAAGAGAGGGACUAUUUUUUCCUUGGAGAACUGCCUUACUUAACUCAUGCUCAAUCCUUCAUUUAUGAAGGAAUCACUCUACUUAUACUCAUUUUACAUACAUUUUUUCCAAUUGCAUAUGAAGGUUGGAAUCUAUUCUGGAAGAACCUUUCAAACAGGUUGAAGAUCAUCUCUCUCCUCCUCCUGAUGUGUGAUAUAUUGGUUUAUGCCCUUUUUGCAUCUCCCGUGUCAAUUACUUAUCUUCCUUUCAGAAUUGCUCCAUAUAUUCGGAUUGCCUUUGUUACUUUGUCAAUCAGGGAUUUGCGUACAUGCAUAGUUACGCUUGCUGGAAUGUUUGGCAUGUACCUGAAUGUCCUGGCUCUUUGGCUAUUGUUCCUUCUAUUUUCCAGCUGGCUUGCUUAUCUCACUUUUGAAGACACUCAACAAGGAAAGAUUAUGUUUAGUUCAUUUGGAACUACACUUUAUCAGAUGUUUGUGCUUUUCACGACAUCUAACAAUCCAGAUGUGUGGAUUCCUGCAUACAAGACUUCUCGUUGGUCUUGCAUAUUUUUCGUUCUUUAUGCUCUUUUGGGGGUAUACUUUAUCACAAAUCUUAUUCUUGCCGUUGUGUAUGAUAGCUUUAAGGCUCAGCUUGCCAAACAAGUUGUUGAGAUGGACAACAUGAGGAUCAGCAUAUUAGGGAAGGCUUUUGCUCUUGUUGAUAAUUUUAAUCAGGGUUUUUUGAACAAAGAGCAAUGUAUCUGUCUGUUUGAGGAGUUAAACAAGUACAGGUCAUUGCCAAAAACAUCAAGGGAGGAUUUUGAGCUGAUAUUUGAUGAACUUGAUCAUAGCGGGGAUUUUAAGAUCACUUUAGAAGAAUUCACCGACCUCUGUAAUGCUAUUGCUCUAAGGUUUGAAAAAGAAGCGUCACCUUCUUGCUUUGAGAACUAUCCAUUGUUUUACCGUUCACGACAGUGUGAAAAGUUGAAAGCUUUUGUUCGAAGCCCUACAUUUGGAUACAUUAUAGCUUUUGUUCUUGUGCUGAACUUAAUCACUGUUAUCAUUGAAACAACGCUUGAUAUAGAGAACAGCUCCGCACAACAAGUCUGGCAAGAAGUUGAGUUUUUCUUUGGUUGGAUUUAUGUCCUUGAGGUGGCUUUAAAAGUCUUUACGUAUGGGUUUGGAACAUACUGGAUGGAAGGGCAAAACCGUUUUGAUUUUGUGAUCACAUGGAUAAUAGUCAUUGGAGAGGCCACGACCUUUUUCUUUUCAUCUCAGCUUCCCUUUCUUUCAAAUGGUGAAUGGAUUCGCUAUCUUCUAAUUGCAAGGAUGCUGCGUCUAAUAAGGCUCUUGUUGAAUGUCCGACAAUACAGAGGAUUUGUUGCAACAUUCUUAACUCUUAUUCCUAGUUUGAUGCCAUAUCUUGGCAUCAUUUUUUGUGUGCUUUGUAUAUAUUGCUCUGCUGGUGUACAGCUAUUUGGUGGACUUGUAAAUGCCGGAAAUGCUAAACUGGAAACUACUGAUCUCUUUGAGGAUGACUAUUUGCUUUUCAACUUCAACGAUUACCCCAAUGGAAUGGUUACACUUUUCAAUUUGUUAGUCAUGGGUAACUGGCAAGUAUGGAUGCAGAGCUACAAGGAUUUGACAGGAAGUUCGUGGACCCUUGUCUAUUUUGUCAGUUUCUAUCUCAUAACCGUUUUACUGCUUCUGAAUUUGGUUAUAGCAUUUGUCUUGGAAGCAUUCUUUGCUGAAAUGGAACUUGAAAGUACUACCAAGUCUGACGAUACCAAGGAUGCUUUGGCCAGGAAUGACCGUCGUCGGCUUACUGGCUUAAAGACACGGAGCCGAGCUGUUGACAUUCUUCUUCAUCACAUGUUAAGUGCAGAGCUAAGCGAAACCCGAAGUUCCCAAGCAUGAUAACUUAAUUGUGCUUAUGGUUAAAUCCAUUGUCGCACAGCAUUGUCCCAUGGUCACAAACAUAACAAAAUCCUAGUUCGUUCCUAUUUUAUGCCAUAGUUUACUUUUAUUAGGAAUUUUAUGUAUACUCAACUCCUUUUUUUCUUGUUUUGUUGUGUUAUAGUUUUCACUUUUUUUAGGAUUUAUUAUGCAGUUAUAUCAAGGCUACUAUAUUUAUUUUAAG
Molecule: messenger RNA, 2662 nt
Organism: Phalaenopsis equestris
Lineage: Eukaryota; Viridiplantae; Streptophyta; Magnoliopsida; Asparagales; Orchidaceae
Product: two pore calcium channel protein 1
Biological process (GO): calcium ion transport; transmembrane transport
Cellular component (GO): vacuolar membrane; plant-type vacuole
Molecular function (GO): voltage-gated calcium channel activity; calcium ion binding
Source: RefSeq, a predicted model, not a curated record